GGACACUGGGGCGGAGCGCAGCACGGCGCAUGCUCACAGGGCGGGAGCCCCUCGCUGCCCCUGCCUGAGUUGGACGAGCCUGAGACGCGUCUGCGAGCUGCCCGUCCCGGAACCCCCCAGCCCCACCUGGCUCCACCUCUCGGGGGUGCAUUGCCAGAGCCCCGCACUCCCCGCUUGGCCGAGGGCAGAUGGAGGCAGCGGCGGUGGCCAACGGGAAGGCGGAGGGCGGCGGAGCGGCCAGUGGGAUGAGCGGUGCCAGCAGAGGCGCUGAGCCCCAGGGCGCGGGGCCAGAAGAGGACCAGAGAGAGAACCUGGAGGCGCCCAAUCAGCCGGCGGACGCCUGGGUGGCACCGGACGGCGCCUUCGCCAAGCGGAUCCUGCAGCCGGGCGCGGGGCUGGACAAGCCGACGCUGGGCGCCCUGUGCCAGGUCUUCCUGGAGGCGCCGCCAGGGGCGCCCCUGGGGUACCCCACCGACUGCUGGGCCCAGCUGGAGCUGGGGGAGGGGGACGGCGCCUGGGACGGCCUGGUGGACGCCUGCCUGGAGACCAUGGUGCCGGGGGAGCGGGCCGAGCUGUGGGCCCCGGGCGGGGCCGUCCUGGGGCUGCACCUGGCCUCCUUCGCCCCGGCCCCGGAGCCCUGGCAGCUGGACCCGGCGGAGAAGUGGGCGCUGGCCCUGCGGCACAAGGAGCGCGGCUCGGAGCGCUACCGGGCCGGUGAGGUGGGGGCGGCCGCCCGGCGCUACGCCCGGGCCCUGCAGCUGGCCAUCGCCGCCGGCCCGGCCCCCCCGGCCCCAGAGCACACCCGCCUGCGGGCCGACCUGCAUGCCAACCUGGCCGCCUGCCAGCUGCGGCUCGCCCAGCCGGCCCACGCCGCCCGCAACUGCACCAAGGCGCUGGCACUACGGCCCCAACACGCCAAGGCCCAGUACCGCCGCGGCCUGGCCCGCGCCGCCAUGAACGACCUGGAGGGGGCGGCCGAGGACUUCCGGGGGGUGCUGGCGGCCGAGCCGGGGAACACGGCCGCCCGCAGGGAGCUGGACAGGGUGGGGCAGCGGGCGCGGGAGCGGGACGCCCGCCUGGCCCGGGCCAUGGGCAAGCUGUUCUCCUGAGCGUGCGUGUGCGGUGGGGCAGGGGCCUGGCCCCUCUGGGGGGCGCCAGCUCCCCCCGGCCCCAGGGCAGGGACUGGCUGGCUCAGGGGGGCGGGGAAUGGGGCA
Mauremys mutica (yellowpond turtle) is the source of this 1214-nucleotide messenger RNA. It is a transcript of the gene FKBPL, whose product is annotated as FKBP prolyl isomerase like. The record is from RefSeq and is a predicted model, not a curated record. The coding region runs from base 189 to 1109 and encodes 306 amino acids. NCBI's taxonomy places the organism in Eukaryota, Metazoa, Chordata, Testudines, Geoemydidae. The transcript has 2 exons. Gene Ontology annotation, molecular function: protein binding.